Molecule: messenger RNA, 2626 nt
Organism: Clarias gariepinus (North African catfish)
Lineage: Eukaryota; Metazoa; Chordata; Actinopteri; Siluriformes; Clariidae
Gene: slc5a8l
Product: solute carrier family 5 member 8, like
Exons: 16
Coding region: 333-2144 (603 amino acids)
Biological process (GO): sodium ion transport; propanoate transmembrane transport
Cellular component (GO): membrane
Molecular function (GO): organic acid:sodium symporter activity
Source: RefSeq, a predicted model, not a curated record
UAUCUUCGGAUUUAACUGAUCAUUAACCCGGAUUUCUCUUUAUUUUUUUGUGAAGAACAGCAUGCUACCUCAUAUCAGUUAUUGCCAGUGGGGCAGCUACCUGGUUCUAUCCUUUACAUGAGCACGGGGAGCAGUUUUAGAUAAUUUUACACAUAAAGGGAGCAUACUGAGCCAGAGAGGAAUGCCAUCUGCAAUUACCGAAUAAGAAUUACUUAACUUUACAGACUUAUCUUUAUUGCUUGGAUUUUUUGUGUAAACUGAAGAUGUCUUUUAAAAGCUAACUUUACAACCGAUCAUCAAAAAGCACCUGGUAAAUCUGUAAGUUAGCAACCAUGGCUGGCGGUGGAGGUCCAACAGCUACAUUCUCAGUCUGGGACUAUGUGGUGUUUGCUGCAAUGAUCUUGGGAGCUGCUGGCAUUGGCCUGUUUCAAGCUAUCCGAAGUCGAAAGAAUAACAGCAGUGCUGAGUUCUUGCUGGGUGGCCGUCAGAUGACAGCAGUGCCAGUCGCUAUGUCCCUCACAGCCAGUUUCAUGUCUGGGAUCACAGUGAUUGGCACUCCAGCAGAGGCCUACAGAUAUGGCACAGCAUUCUGGCUUUUUGCCUUCUCCUACACCAUCAUGUCCACCAUCACAGCAGAAAUAUUUGUGCCUCUCUUUUAUCGCCUUGGCAUAACAAGUACAUAUGAGUACUUGGAGUUUCGCUUUAAUAAAGUUAUUCGAGUAAUCGGAACAUCCAUGUACAUUGUCCAGACAGCUUUGUACACAGGCAUGGUCAUCUAUGCCCCAGCACUCGCCCUUAAUCAAAUUACCGGCCUGGAUCUCUGGGGAGUGCUGGUGGCGACAGGCAUUGUCUGCAUCAUCUACUGCACCCUGGGAGGCCUGAAGGCAGUGAUAUGGACAGAUGUGUUCCAGAUGGUCAUUAUGUUGGCUGGGUUUAUAGCAGUAAUUGCUCGAGGAGUCGUGCUUCAGGGAGGCCUGGGAAAAAUUUGGGAUGAUAACUACAACGGUGGACGCUUAGACACGUUUAGUUUUGAUCCAGAUCCUCUGAAACGUCACAGCUUUUGGACCAUAGUUGUUGGUGGUAGUUUGAUGUGGGUGUCAAUGUAUGCCAUUAACCAGUCACAGGUGCAGCGCUAUAUUUCCUGUAAAACCAUGACCCAUGCCAAAAUGUCUCUGUAUGUUAAUAUGGUUGGGUUGUGGAUUACUGUUAGUCUGGCAAUGUUUUCUGGCCUCACCAUGUACUCUAUCUAUAAAGACUGUGAUCCUCUUACUAAUAAAGAUGUUGGUUCUUCCGACCAGCUUCUUCCAUAUCUAGUAAUGGAUAUUCUAGCAGAAUAUCCAGGUCUUCCUGGCUUGUUUGUAGCAGCUGCAUACAGUGGAACUUUAAGUACGGUAUCAUCAAGCAUUAAUGCACUGGUGGCUGUCACAGUGGAAGACUUUGUAAAACCUAUUUGGCCCACUCUAAGUGAAAAGCAGUUGUCAUGGAUUAACAUGGGCAUGAGUGUUUUGUUUGGGGCUUUGUGCAUUGCUAUGGCAGCAGUUGCCUCUUUGAUGGGAAGUAUAUUGCAGGCUGCCUUGUCUGUAUUCGGUAUGAUCAGUGGACCUUUGCUGGGGCUUUUCAUCCUAGGCAUGUUCUUCCGAUGUGCUAACUCCAUUGGUGGCCUGACUGGGUUAAUAGCAGGCCUGAUUAUAACACUGUGGGUUGGCAUUGGCGCUCAGGUGUACCCACCCCUACCUAAUAAGACCAACCCACUUCCUCUCAGCGUGACAGGGUGUGAUCCAAAAGACACAAACAUAACCACUGAAGUACCGACAACAGAGUCAAGCAUUGUGAGACCAGCUCUUGCAGAUACCUGGUACUCUUUAUCCUACUUGUACUUCUGUCCCGUUGCCCUGCUGAUUACAAUAAGCACAGGGCUCAUCGUCAGCACCAUCACAGGUGGCUGCAAACAAGAGAAGCUAAACCCAGAGAUGUUUGUUAGGAAGGAAGACCUCAUCUGCUUUGGCUGCAUUGGAGCACGCACUGAGAUCCCUGCUUCCGACAUUGAGAAAGUAGGACCAGAGCAUCUGUAUGGCUUAGACAAUCCUCAAUUCAUUGACAAUGAACUGAACCUGAAGGACAUUGACAAGAUGACCAAGUUGUAAAUUAUUCAUUUGUCAUUAUAUUAGCAAGAAUUUAUUCAUGAAACCAUAAAAAAUAAAGUACUGGCUACAGGUUGGAUGUAAAAACUUUGUCAUGAGACAUAGAACCACUGUAACUAAUUUUUAUUUAUUUUUUUAUUUUUUAAGAUGACUUAAUCAAAAACUAAAUUGCAAUUUAAAACUAUAAAUUUCUUUGUAAUGAUAUGUGUAUUCUCCUUUAGCAACUUUUUAUAGAUGAAAUCUCAAAGCAGCCUAUUUAUUAUUAUCUCUAGUUAUUAUUUGUAACACAGUAAUCAGAUACUGAUUUUAGGCCAUUACAUACAUUAUGUUUGUGUGAGUGUGUGUGUGUGAGAGAUUAGUCCUUCCUUGUGGUGGACAUAUCCCGGGUAUUUUCCAGCCUCAUGCUUAACACUGUAUGCAAAUUAAAGUUCCUUGAUACACCAGACCAGUUUCACAGCAGAUAAAAUAAAUAAAUAAUAUAUGAA